GUUAAGUAAUUUAUAAAACAAUAUCAGAAAAUUACAAUGUCUACUUCUCACUGUUUAAAAGCGUAGCUUGACAACUUUCAAAAGUUAUCCCUAAUUAGUUGUAACAACAUACCGCUCUCCUUCGCUUUAUUCGCAGUGCCACUCAAAGUGAGCGCUAUCUCAGCAAGACGGUCAACAUUUAGCAAUAACAUUGCCGCACUUUCACAUUCAAGUAAAAUUAAUGUGUUAUACCUAUAAUUUGGCCACAUAGCUAAAACCUAAAGCUACGUUUAAGUUAAAAUAGUUACCUUAAGAUUUAAAGCCAUUCGUCAGGGUCUUUCGUUUUGAAAGGUACUGCUCCUAACGGGCACCCAGACAAUAACUUUGCACAGGCAUUUUCGCACUAAGUUACAUAGUUCACAUUGUACUUGAGGGUGCAAACGAACUCUGCAGAAUUUCCCUUGCACAUACGCAGUUAGAGGACGCAGCACUCUUGACUAUAUCCAUUAUUUCAGACAUCGGCAUCAAUGUCAUUGCCAACCUCCUAAAAGCUUCAGUAGCCUAGUCCUUUGCUUAUACCGAAAUCAAGACGUAGAAUGGCCGAAGAGCUGGUAACCAUCACUAAUGGGAUUGUGGUGUGACUUGUUCGGCUGGAGGGAAGGCUGUUAUUCUUGUAAAUAUCCACACAGACUCAGAUCGUGUUGAGUUUCUUUGAGCGGGGAUGAUCAGGAUCUUCCCGGAUUUCAGCGUUCAGGUGACGGCUGCGGCAGGUGGAGGAGCCGGGGGAAUGCCAGCGGGUCCCGCCGUGGGGAGAGUCACCGGUACCACAAACGGUAACCCUCAAAACGUCCAGGGGAUCACCUCGUAUCAACAAAGCGACCCCUACUGGGAGAGGCCAGCUAAUGCCAGCUCCUGUUCAGCUUCUAGGCCCAAGACACUCCACCUUGGAGGGCAACAACAUACCUCAUCACCAUGGUUGCAGGCUCUGAGGAAGGAGAAGUCCCGUGAUGCGGCGCGCUCGCGGCGAGGGAAGGAGAACUUCGAGUUCUAUGAGCUGGCCAAGAUGCUGCCACUCCCAGGUGCCAUCACCAGCCAGCUGGACAAGGCCUCCAUCAUCCGCCUCACCAUCAGCUACCUGAAGAUGAGGGACUUUGCCAACCAGGGGGACCCUCCGUGGAACCUGCGCAUAGAGGGCCCACCCCCCAACACCUCAGUAAAAGCUAUAGGGACUCAGCGCCGGAGGAGUCCUAGUGUGGUGGCAUCUGAGAUCUUUGAGCCACAUCUGGGGAGCCACAUCCUACAGUCCCUGGACGGAUUUGUAUUUGCACUAAACAAGGAGGGGAGGUUUCUGUACAUCUCGGAGACAGUGUCCAUAUACCUGGGCCUCUCACAGGUGGAGCUGACGGGCAGUAGCGUGUUUGACUAUGUCCACCCAGGUGACCACGUGGAGAUGGCUGAACAGCUGGGCAUGAAACUCCCGCCCGGCCGGGGCCUUCUCUCGCAGGGCACUGCCGAGGACGGUGCAAGCUCGGCCUCCUCAUCCUCACAAUCUGAAACCCCAGAGCCAGUGGAGUCCAACAGUCCCAGCCUGCUGGCUCCUGACAACGCUCUGGAGCGUUCAUUCUUCAUCCGCAUGAAGUCCACGCUGACCAAGAGGGGCGUUCACAUCAAGUCAUCUGGGUACAAGGUCAUCCACAUUACGGGAAGGCUUCGCAUCCGGAUGGCCCUGACUCACAGCCGAUCAGUACCCAACCAGAUCAUGGGAAUGGUGGUGGUUGCCCAUGCCCUCCCCCCGCCCACAAUCAAUGAGGUCCGCAUUGAUUGCCAGAUGUUUGUAACAAGGGUUAAUAUGGACCUGAACAUCGUCUACUGUGAGAACAGAAUCAGCGACUAUAUGGACCUAACACCAGUAGACAUCGUGGGGAAGAGAUGCUACCAGUUCAUUCAUGCAGAGGACGUGGAGGGCAUCCGCCACAGCCACUUGGACUUGAUGAACAAGGGCCAAUGUGUGACAAAAUACUACCGCUGGAUCCAGAAGAAUGGCGGCUACAUUUGGAUCCAGUCAAGUGCCACCAUCGCCAUUAAUGCCAAGAAUGCCAAUGAGAAGAACAUAAUCUGGGUCAACUAUGUGCUCAGCAACCCUGAGUACAAGGACACACCCAUGGACAUUGCCCAGCUCCCCAACCUCCCAGAGAAGACUUCCGAAUCCUCAGAGACCUCCGACUCUGAGUCUGACUCCAAAGAGAACUCUGAAGACAACGAGAAUUCCAAGUCUGACGGGAAGGGGAACCAGUCGGAGAACAGCGAGGACCCCGAGUCAGACAGCAAGAGGCAGCCAGGGCGACCGUCGGAGCAGGAGAUGAGGCGACAGGAGGAAGGCGACAGUUCCAGCAACCCGGAGAGCCAGGACAGCGAAGACAGCCUGGAGCCAUCCGACUGUGAGGGUGACAGCAAAGGGGGGCAGUUGGGCCGGCUGGGAGGCCUGCACAUCAAGGUGGAGCGCUACGGUGAGGGCGAGGGGGGGGAGCUGCAGGACUCGCCCUCCCUGUCAGAGGAUGAGGACGAUGACGAAGACAGUGCCAAGGACUCAGACAGCGCUGCCGAGCUGGUGGGCCCUACUGCCAGAAAACACCAGAGGCGCAAGAAAAGGAGGAAAAAACAGAAGGGCGUAGUCAGCCGUCGGCGCCGCCUCUCCUCAGCCUCUCCCAGCCCGGGUGCCCUGGACCCUGCCCUGGCUGAGCAGCCCCCCCUGUUGCCCGCGCCCUCCCCUGCCAGUGCCUCUGUGCUCAAGAUCAAGACAGAAAUGUCAGAGCCCAUCAACUUCGAUAACGACAGCAGCAUCUGGAACUACCCACCCAACAGGGAGAUUUCCAGGAACGAGUCCCCCUACAGCAUGACGAAACCCCCCACUGCUCCCGACCACUUCCCCUCCCCACAGGCCACCAGCCUACAAGUGUCCAUCCCAGACUCGGUCCUCACGCCCCCUGGGACGGAAGGCUCAGGCACCCGCAAGCCCACCUUCAGCAGCAGUGCUCCCUCCUCAGCCUCCAGUGCCACCAGUCUAGCCCCGCCCUCCACCUCCUCCUCCUCUGACCCCCUGUCCCCGCCCCUCUCCGCCUCCCCACGCGACAAGCAGCAGGGAACUCCAAGUACUUCCAGCUCUUUGCUGUACACCAGUGACCUGGAGGCCCUGCAGCGGCUCCAGGCCAGCAAUGUGGUGCUUCCACUGGUCCACCGGGUGACAGGCACCCUGGCGGCCACUAGCACCGCUGCCCAACGGGUCUAUACCACUGGCACCAUCCGCUACGCCCCCCGCCGAGUCACUCUGGCCAUGCAGGGCAACUUGCUGCCCAGCCAUGCCAGAACUUCGUGGACGUCAACAGCCCCGGUUUUCAGCAUCGACCCCAAGACCCCCAUGGAGAUGUUGUAUCACCAUGUCCACCGGCUCAACAUGUCCGGCCCUUUCGGGGGUGCCGUCAGUGGCGCCAGCCUCACCCAGAUGCCAGCUGGGAAUGUGUUCACUACAGCAGAGGGACUCUUUUCCACUCUUCCAUUCCCCGUCUACAGCAACGGGAUCCACACCACACAAACUCUGGAGCGCAAAGAAGAUUAAAGCAAAACACCAAGACCAUAUUACUGUGUUCAACUGUCAAAGACUCUUUGAGGCAUAAGACUGUGUUUCAAGUUGGGAAAAAAAUAAUUUUAGCACUUUGAAUUUGAGCUAGUGAGCUCAUGGUAUUGAAAUGAAUG
Messenger RNA from Megalops cyprinoides (Indo-Pacific tarpon), 3729 nucleotides. Its product is annotated as neuronal PAS domain-containing protein 3. The record is from RefSeq and is a predicted model, not a curated record. Gene Ontology annotation, biological process: regulation of transcription by RNA polymerase II. Lineage: Eukaryota; Metazoa; Chordata; Actinopteri; Elopiformes; Megalopidae. Gene Ontology annotation, molecular function: RNA polymerase II transcription regulatory region sequence-specific DNA binding; protein dimerization activity; DNA-binding transcription factor activity, RNA polymerase II-specific.